AUGUCGAUCAAGAUUGCAGCUGCACUAGCCCUCUUGGCCGUGGUGGCCGUCAGCGUUGAGGCCCAGAACCGCCUUAUUCAACCUCUGCCGAGAUUCUUCGCACGGCCACGAUAUGCCGUCGGUGGACAACGUGUCGUCGGUGGAUUCGAGAUCGACGUGUCCGAGGCUCCGUAUCAGGUGUCUCUACAGUACUACAAUCGUCACAACUGCGGUGGUUCCGUCCUGAACAGCAAGUGGGUGCUGACUGCCGCUCACUGCACAUUCGGAGCCCCUGAGUCCGCCCUGUCCGUGCGAUACGGAUCUUCAAAGCACGCUACCGGAGGUACUGUGGUCCCUGUAAAGCGCGUCGUCAUGCAUCCAGGAUACAACUCUGCCACGAUCGACUACGAUUUCUCGAUGCUGGAAUUGGAGAGCGAGGUCACCUUCAGUGAAUCAGUUCAGCCGGUCGCUCUUCCGGAACAGGACGAGGAGGUUGAGGAUGGCACCCUUACGACCGUGUCCGGAUGGGGUAACACCCAGAGCGCCAGCGAGUCUAAUGAAGUUCUGCGAGCUGCCAAUGUGCCUACGGUGAACCAGAAGGAGUGCGACAACGCCUACGAAUCGUUCGGAGGAGUUACUGACCGCAUGCUGUGCGCCGGAUACAAGCAGGGAGGCAAGGAUGCCUGCCAGGGUGAUUCCGGUGGCCCGUUGGUAACUGAGGGCAAGCUGGUCGGCGUCGUGUCCUGGGGAUACGGCUGUGCCAAGGCCGGAUAUCCGGGAGUGUACUCUCGUGUCGCUGCCGUUCGCAAGUGGGUGCGCGAGAACAGCGGAGUGUAAGAAAACCACAUAACACAAGCUUCGGAAAAAUAUGAUCGAAUAAAACAAAUCGAAUA
Anopheles coustani is the source of this 872-nucleotide messenger RNA. RefSeq names its product trypsin-1-like. The coding region runs from base 1 to 816 and encodes 271 amino acids. NCBI's taxonomy places the organism in Eukaryota, Metazoa, Arthropoda, Insecta, Diptera, Culicidae. The transcript has a single exon. The record is from RefSeq and is a predicted model, not a curated record. Gene Ontology annotation, biological process: proteolysis. Gene Ontology annotation, molecular function: serine-type endopeptidase activity.